Molecule: messenger RNA, 1466 nt
Organism: Solea senegalensis (Senegalese sole)
Lineage: Eukaryota; Metazoa; Chordata; Actinopteri; Pleuronectiformes; Soleidae
Gene: lrrc57
Product: leucine rich repeat containing 57
Exons: 5
Coding region: 407-1123 (238 amino acids)
Molecular function (GO): protein binding
Source: RefSeq, a predicted model, not a curated record
AAGUCGGAGUUUCCGGGGCGUGUCCACCGCUGCUGCUCCAACAACAACAACAGCUACAACCGCCACCUCAAUCCAGAUUAACGUCAUCUGAACCGGAUUAGCUUCAACUGAGUCUGUUAAACUUCGCUGCGUCAUCGGGGUUUACUCGGUUUUUACUCGGGUUUACUCGGGUUUACUCGGAUUAACUCUGCGUGAGGAAAAACCGUCCGGCCGUUUGCUGCUGCUACUGUUGUUUUGGUAGAAGCUAACAGGCUAACGCUGAAGCUAACGCUCGCCAGCUGAUCCCGGUACCUGGACGCGAUCGCAGAGUGACGUCAGCGGCACUAAGGGCAGAGUUUUCGUGUUGAAAUUCACAUCCUCGUGGGCUCCAACAGGUAGGUAGAGUUGCGCGUGACUGCGCGUGGACAUGGGGAACAGCGCGCUCAAGUCUCACCUGGAGACAUCGCAGAAGACCGGAGUGUUCCAGCUGACAGGGAAAGGUCUGCAGGAGGUUCCAGAGGAGCUGCAGAGACUGACCUCUAACCUGAGGACUGUGGACCUGUCGGGGAACCGGAUCGAGGUCCUUCCUGUCUCCAUCGGAAACUUCCUGCAGCUCAAGAGUUUGACGUUGAACUGUAACAGACUGACCAGUGUCCCCAGUGAGAUCGGGAAGCUGAAGAAACUGGAGACACUGAGUCUGAACGGGAACCGGAUCCAGCAGCUGCCCUCUGCUCUGGGUCAGCUCAAAUCCCUGAGGACCCUCAGCCUGGCUGGGAACCAGAUCGCAGAGUUCCCCUCUGGACUCUCGACCCUGAGACAGCUGGACCUGCUGGAUCUGUCCAGGAACCAGAUCCACAUUGUCCCUCCAGAGGUGUCCGAGCUGCAGGCCAUCGAGAUCAACCUCAACCAGAACCAGAUCUCGGUUGUGUCAGCGGAGGUGUCUCUGUGUCCACGUCUGAAGGUUCUCCGUCUGGAGGAAAACUGUCUGGAUCUGACGUCCAUCCCUGAGUCCAUCCUGAAAGAGUCCCAGGUGUCCCUGUUCUCUGUGGAGGGAAACCUGUUUGAGGUCAAGCAGCUCCGAGACCUGGACGGAUACGACAAGUACAUGGAGCGUUUCACAGCCACUAAGAAGAAGUUCACCUGAAGACUCCCAGAUAUCAGUGCACUUCCUGGAGGUGGGGUUAUAAGGCUCCUCCCACUCAGCUUCUUCUUGUUCUGAUGUCACAGCUGGCUCUGCCCCCGUCACAUGGUGUGAGGACGUUAAACCAAUCCCAGGUAACGACAGGAUCACAUGGACAAACAGAAGAUGUCUCAUGGAGGACGAGGACGAGCAGAGACGUCGUCUCCGUAUAUUAGCAAUAGUGUUAUGACAACUUCCUGUGAUGUCACUGAUUGUUUCUGUUCUUUUUAUUUAUAAAGUUUGCCACAGGUUUGGGACCCCGCCCUUGGCCCUGCCCAUACUGUUAAAGGCGGAGUCACAGAGAAAA